GCAAUGCUUUCCACCCCGCUGGCCAGAGCAUGGUUCAGUCGACAUGACGAUGGGGCCACUGGCCCCGAUCGUUGGCGCAAGCUUGACCUUUAUCGUCGAAUGCAAACCACCAUACCGCCUGGAGGUCCCUGAGGAAAUUCACUGUGAACGCGGUCAAUGGUCCGGACCCAUACCUGAGUGUAAACUGCCACCUGCCGGGUCGAAUCUGUGCGUGUUACCCAAAUACCCGCACGAAGGGUCGUACUCUGUGUCAGGAAGGCCGGACGCUCGCCCCGGAAUGACGUUUGACGAAGUGACGGUGACCGUGACCUGUAAAGCGCCGUACAGUCGGGUUGGACCCGGGGAGCUGCAAUGCUAUUUCGGCCAUUGGUCCGCAAAUAGAUUGAGCUAUUGCAGGUAUUUCUGCGAAAAUCCAAGGCACCCUAGCGUCACAUAUUACUGCGGGGACAACUAUGACCAGGAAUGCGGCGAUUUAGUGCCAAGUGGUGAAAGUGCUCGACUGAAAUGCAACGACAAUUACCAUCCUUCAUACCAGCUUCAGAGUGUGAAAUGUUUCGAUAAUGGCUGGUCCUUAAUUCAGACCUGCGAACCUGACGUCGUUAUACCGGAACCUGACGUCGUUAUACCGGAACCUGACAUCCCUGUUUCAAAAGAGGAUGGUAUUUUGGACAACAGUACGCCAGCUGCUAUCCCCAACUCGACUCCAAUCCCAGAUGUAUCUACAACACCGAAAAAUCUCUGCGUGCUGCCCGAAAACCCAGACUACGGGACGUACUCAGUAGCAGGAAGGCCGGACGCACAACCUUGGAUGACAUUUGACAAUAUCACGAUGGUCGUGUCGUGUGACACGCCGAUGCGUCCGAACGGUCCGGUGGAGAUGCGUUGCUCUGAUGGCGAUUGGUCUAUGGACGAGUUUACAUCCUGUUCGAAUUUCUGCGAAGUGCCACGUCAUCCCAGCGUCACUUACUACUGCGGGGACAUGGACAGACAUAACGUAAAAUGCGAUGAUUUCGUUAUAAGUGGUACCACAGUUUACCCAAAAUGCAACGAUUUUUAUUACAGCACCACUGGAAUGAGGCAACGCAUGACGUGUAACAACGGAAAUUGGAACUUUGUUGAAACGUGCGAUAUAGACUAUAAUGUUUCGCUAGACGGCAAUAAUAUUACUGUGCGUUUAGGUGACAAAAUAUACUUAUACUUGUCUGGAUCUGAGUAUUCUUUGGCAGUGGAUAUAAAUUCAGAAACUUUUAUAAAUGAAACUAUGCCUGAACCUAAACCCAAGAUACCUAACUAUGACUAUUGGGGCUAAAUCUUUUAGGAAUUUCCCCUUUUAUCCUUCCUACAUUCCUUUAAUUUUCCUUUCUUCAUUUCGUCUUUCUUUGUUUUUAAUGUCAUUUAUC
Molecule: messenger RNA, 1400 nt
Organism: Cydia amplana
Lineage: Eukaryota; Metazoa; Arthropoda; Insecta; Lepidoptera; Tortricidae
Exons: 6
Coding region: 44-1309 (421 amino acids)
Source: RefSeq, a predicted model, not a curated record